AGCUAGGCCACGCCGUUUGUCAAGCGUUGACAAUUUGACGCUCUGCACAGAGAAUCAUCCUUGAAUAGCACAAAGAACAAAAGCAACAACUCGGCUAGCUCGCAGCAAGGAUUAAGCGAGCUAGUGUGAGCGAGAGAGAGAGCGCGCAAUAGUAGACAGAGCCAAAGUACUCUGAGAUAGACAAAAGCUGAGAGCUACAAGCACAAGCAUGCAACACAUUAUGAAUCUGGCAACGCUGCUGCUGGUGGCAGCCGGCCUGCUGCUCGUCCAGGCGGACAGCUCGCAACACAUGGCGAACAACGGAGGGGGCGGACACAUGGGCAUGGGCGGCAUGGGUGGCAUGGGCGGCAUGGGCUCACACUCGAUGGACGUGAGUCCAGCGCCCGGCUAUGGGGUGCCGGCAAUACCCAAGGAUCCCAAUUCGCGCUGCGAACAGAUCACGAUACCCAUGUGCCGGGGCAUCGGCUACAAUAUGACGGCGUUUCCCAACGACAUGAAUCACGAGACCCAGGACGAGGCGGGCCUGGAGGUGCACCAGUUCUGGCCGCUGGUGGAGAUCAAGUGCUCGCCGGACCUCAAGUUCUUCCUGUGCAGCAUGUACACGCCCAUCUGCCUGGAGGAGUACCACAAGCCGUUGCCCGUCUGCCGCAGCGUCUGCGAGCGUGCGCGCUCCGGCUGUGCGCCCAUCAUGCAGCAGUACAGCUUCGAGUGGCCCGAGCGCAUGGCCUGCGAGAAUCUGCCGCUGCACGGCGAUCCCGACAAUCUGUGCAUGGAGCAGCCAUCGUAUACGGAGCCGGGCAGCGGCUCGGGCGGCAGCGGUGGUGCGGGCUCGGGUGGAUCGGGCUCCGGUUCGGGUGGCAAGCGCAAGCAGGGCGGCAGCAGCGGCUCGGGCGGUUCCUCGACGACGUCCAACAAGUGCAAGGGCAAGAAUUCAAAAAACUGCCAAAAUCCCCUAGGAGAAAAGGCAAACGGAAAGGAGUGCACAUGCUCGUGCCGUUCACCGCUGAUCGUCCUGGGGAAGGAGCAGCUCAUGCAGCAGUCGCCCAUGAUGCACCAUCACUGGUACAUGAACCUAACUGUGCAAAGGAUCGCCGGCGUACCAAACUGCGCCAUUCCAUGCAAGGGCCCGUUCUUCACCAACGACGAAAAGGACUUCGCCGGCCUGUGGAUCGCCCUGUGGUCAGGCCUAUGCUUCUGCAGCACCCUCAUGACCCUAACCACAUUCAUCAUCGACACCGAAAGGUUUAAGUAUCCCGAACGUCCCAUUGUCUUCCUCUCCGCCUGCUAUUUCAUGGUCGCCGUCGGCUAUCUCUCGCGCAACUUCCUCCAGAACGAGGAGAUCGCCUGCGACGGGCGACUGCUGCGCGAGAGCUCGACGGGCCCGCACUCCUGCACCCUGGUCUUUCUGCUCACCUACUUCUUUGGCAUGGCCUCGUCCAUCUGGUGGGUCAUCCUCAGCUUCACCUGGUUCCUGGCCGCUGGCCUGAAGUGGGGCAACGAGGCGAUAACGAAGCACUCGCAGUACUUCCAUUUGGCUGCCUGGCUCAUACCCACGGUCCAGUCUGUGGCCGUGCUCCUGCUCUCGGCCGUCGAUGGGGAUCCCAUUCUGGGCAUUUGCUACGUGGGCAACCUGAAUCCGGACCAUCUGAAGACCUUCGUGCUGGCACCGCUGUUCGUGUACCUCGUCAUUGGCACCACCUUCCUCAUGGCUGGCUUCGUCUCGCUCUUCCGGAUUCGCUCGGUGAUCAAGCAGCAGGGCGGCGUUGGCGCUGGCGUCAAGGCCGACAAGCUGGAGAAGCUAAUGAUCCGCAUCGGCAUCUUCUCGGUGCUGUACACCGUGCCGGCGACAAUUGUCAUCGGCUGCUACCUGUACGAGGCGGCCUACUUCGAGGACUGGAUCAAGGCUCUGGCCUGCCCCUGCGCCCAGGUCAAGGGGCCCGGCAAGAAGCCCCUCUACUCUGUGCUCAUGCUCAAGUACUUCAUGGCUCUGGCGGUGGGCAUCACCUCGGGUGUGUGGAUCUGGUCGGGCAAGACACUGGAGAGCUGGCGUCGCUUCUGGCGCCGCCUGUUCGGGGCACCGGAUCGCACCGGCGCCAACCAGGCACUGAUUAAGCAACGGCCACCCAUUCCCCAUCCGUAUGCGGGCUCCGGCAUGGGCAUGCCCGUUGGCUCGGCGGCUGGCUCGCUGCUGGCCACGCCCUACACACAGGCCGGCGGCGCCUCGGUGGCAUCCACCAGCCACCACCACUUGCACCACCACGUUCUCAAGCAGCCAGCGGCCAGCCAUGUAUGACAUGGAGAGUCGGGAGGAGCUUCA
Molecule: messenger RNA, 2317 nt
Organism: Drosophila navojoa
Lineage: Eukaryota; Metazoa; Arthropoda; Insecta; Diptera; Drosophilidae
Product: frizzled 2
Biological process (GO): canonical Wnt signaling pathway; non-canonical Wnt signaling pathway
Cellular component (GO): plasma membrane
Molecular function (GO): Wnt receptor activity; Wnt-protein binding
Source: RefSeq, a predicted model, not a curated record